AUGUUUUAUUUAUCAUAACUUGAACCGGUGCUUUAAAGUUAUCACUCAGAAGUAACGAAUAAUAAAGCCCUUGAUAUUAUAAGUAAUAUAAUAGGUUGGGCUUAUAUAUUUUGUUGGUCUUUUAGUUUUUAUGGAUAAUUAUAUGAAAACUUUAAAGUGAAACAGUAUAUUAUUGUUUUAAUAAAGUGUAUAAGGAAUAGCAUUUGAAUUUUUAGGGCUUAAUUUAAGUGGAUAUUUAUUUUUAAGUGCUUAUACAUCAGCUGGGUAUUUUAAAGGUGGAGAGAAUGGAUGGCCAUUUAGUGGGAAUAUUACUUUAUAAGAUCUCAUUUUUGCAUUUCAUUCUGUAGGAAUAACAAUUAUAACAAUAAUAUAAAUAGCUUAUUAUUAUAAAAAAGGAGAUAAUCCAGGAGUAAGUUUAUGGUGUAUAAUUUUAUUAAUAUUUUUGUGGUCUUAAACUAUAAUAUAUAUAAUUUUGACUUGGAUAUUUGGCUGGUAAGUGAUUUUUUAAAAUGAAAAAUUAAAUGUUUUAUAUUGGAUGGGAUAUGAAAAACUAUUUGUAACUUUAAUAAAAAAUGUUCCUUAAGUUUAUUUAAACUAUUAAAGAAAAUCAACUGAAGGUUGGAGUAUAUUAAAUAUAUUAUUGGCAUUUAUUGGAGGUAUUUUAUCCUUUUUAUAAAUGUUAAUUGAUCAAUUAAAUGGAAGUAUUUUUUUUAAUUUUAUUAUUUAGAAAGUGCUAACUUAGUUGAAAUGAACAUUGUUAAAUUUAUUUUAAGUUGUAUUGUUUUGGUUUUUGACUUAAUAUUUAUAUUUUAGCAUUAUGUGAUAUACAAUCCUAAAAGAAAUAAAUCUAAAACUAUUUAAGAUGAAUAUCAUUAUAUGAAACAAUGA
Molecule: messenger RNA, 888 nt
Organism: Paramecium sonneborni
Lineage: Eukaryota; Ciliophora; Oligohymenophorea; Peniculida; Parameciidae
Source: the annotation of a GenBank genome assembly